Messenger RNA from Rhincodon typus (whale shark), 871 nucleotides. Its product is annotated as cylicin-2-like. NCBI's taxonomy places the organism in Eukaryota, Metazoa, Chordata, Chondrichthyes, Orectolobiformes, Rhincodontidae. The transcript has 4 exons. The coding region runs from base 342 to 842 and encodes 166 amino acids. The record is from RefSeq and is a predicted model, not a curated record.
GAUUCAUUAUCUAGUGCACUGGCCAAGUUUUUUUUCCCUUUUCCUUUCUGGUGGCUACUGCAGAUGGAUCGAGGCUGAUGCAGUCCCUGCAACCAUUACAGACAGAGAGGGGGAGGAGAGAGUUCAGUUGCAAAAUCUCCUGACAUCCCACACUUUUAUUUGGCUGUUGUUGGAGGGAGAGUGGAGAUUGAGCGAGAGGUCGGGACUUCUACCCCCCUCCACGGUCGAGUUUAGCGUCCGAUCGAUCGGAAUCACCUUCUCUCCGGGGAUUUUAAAACAAAAGGCAGCAAUGACCCAGGCUCCGAGUGGGACUGUGUGAAGACUCCUGUAGCCGACCGGCCAUGGAAAACGAGCAGCACGCCUCCAGCCCACCUCAGUCUGCUGACAUCAAGAUUGUGGCGGAAAAGAGUCCAACCAAUGACAAGGAAGGAGAGAAGGGGCCAGCCAAUGACAAGGAAGGAGAGAAGGGGCCAGCCAAUGACAAGGAAGGAGAGAAGGGGCCAGCCGAUGACAAGGAAGGAGAGAAGGGGCCAGCUAAUGACAAGGGAGGAGAGAAGGGGCCAGCCAAUGGCGUAGAAGGAGAGAAGGGGCCAGCCAUUGAUGAGGAAGGAAAGAAGAACCUAGGCAAGGAGGAAGAGGCAGAGAAGGGUCUAGUUAAGGAUGAGCCACAUCCUGGCCCCUCCAGAUCCACUGCUUUGGGCAAAAGCCCUCGAGGAAAGCAAGAUGGACUGAAGGCUGAGGACAGGCAGAGACUUGCAAGACAGCGCAGGGAGGAACGGGCAAAAACUCUCGUGUAUGUCAUGACCAACCUCAGAAGGACAUCCCUUUCCACAUUAUUUUAAUGCUAAAGGACAACAAAGAAUCAUCAAAC